Messenger RNA from Cladocopium goreaui, 867 nucleotides. NCBI's taxonomy places the organism in Eukaryota, Dinophyceae, Suessiales, Symbiodiniaceae. The record is from the annotation of a GenBank genome assembly.
AGCCCCUUGAUUUAUACACUCAAGCCUGGGGGGCCAAGCGUUGCCAUGUCGCAGCCAUGGAAGAAGCAAAGAGUUGAUGAGCCAGAGCCAAGUUCAAGCGUCCUUACAUUCUUCAGUGAUGGAUCCUUCAGAAGAGUUCCAGUUGCUCAGGAUUCUGAGGCAGUGCCUCGAAACAGGAAGCAAAUAACUACGGUUUUUGCAGCCGAUGGGAGGUAUGUGCACUUGGAGAAUCCCAGCGCAGAAGUAUUACAACACAGUGGCUGGUCUGCACAACAAAAGCGCGGCCAAAGAAAGUCAGAAGGAACCUUGGCCCUGCGCCCCAUGGCAACGAAUGUUGCUGCCAAUAGUCAUGCUGGGGCAGGUGAUUCGAAAGCAAGCCACGCCGCCAGUGGACUGAGCCUGGGAGCAAACAUGCCGUCCCAACAGGCAUCAGAGAAGUCUUGGCUGGAUUCUCGGCUGGAGAGGGCAAGAACGCUUCCACCGCCAAGUGUCAAGCAGGACCCCACAAGUGCCACAAAGUCUCAGGGCCCUGCGGCAAAUGUCAUGGUAGAACUUCGAGUUGCUCAGAGAAGUCCAAAGAACAGCACAGAAAGUGCGGCAUGUUUGCGAAUUAAUGCUUCUUCCACAGAGGCCUUGGACAAGGUCUUGACUGAGUCUGUUGGCAGUUUAUUAUCUGCCAUGAAACCAGCAUUGUCAUAGGCAUGCAGGACAACAGGCCGCUUUACUCAGCCAAUGAAGACAAUGAACAUCAAUGAACAAUGAGUGAUCGGAAUGCUGCACAAAAGUUGCAGACAAGAGGGACGCCUCUGCAUGCCUUGGAAAGGAGGCAAUGCUGAUCGGAACAGUGCGGCCCCUUUUGUUUCAAAA